Psylliodes chrysocephalus is the source of this 469-nucleotide messenger RNA. The record is from the annotation of a GenBank genome assembly. Lineage: Eukaryota; Metazoa; Arthropoda; Insecta; Coleoptera; Chrysomelidae.
ACAUAGUUAAAAUGUCUAUAUUUGUAACUUUUUUUGCGUUUGCUCUUUUUGUGGUUGCUAUUCCUUUAGCAACAGCUGACGUAGUAGACAAGCCAGCAGAAACAGAAGAAUGUCUUAAAAUAUCUGGCGCUUCGGAAGCCAACGUCUUUGCUCGUCCUCGCAAAAUGGAUCCAGAAAUUCAAUGUUUCUGGAAAUGCGUUCUAGAGAAAAAAGGCGUCAUCAGUCCUGAUGGAGUUUUCAACAUAGACUUAUUCGAUAAAGGUUUUCCAAAAGCUGCCGCUAGUCUCGGUGAAGAUAAGAUAGCCAUGGUGAAAAAAUGUUUUGGAACAGUUGGAAAAAUUAAAACUUGUGAUGAUAUGAGUCAAAUUCGGCAGUGUUUUACGUCUGUUGUUAAAGCUUAAACAACUAUUGUGUAGAUUAAAAAUUUUAGAAUGUUGGUAAAAUAAUAAAAGACUUAUUUGAAUUUUGG